Messenger RNA from Camelina sativa (false flax), 720 nucleotides. RefSeq lists its product as uncharacterized. The record is from RefSeq and is a predicted model, not a curated record. NCBI's taxonomy places the organism in Eukaryota, Viridiplantae, Streptophyta, Magnoliopsida, Brassicales, Brassicaceae.
AUGGGAAAACCCAGCUCAAUUUUUCCUUAUGCAGAUUCCAAGGAAUCAGUUCUUGUGGAACCAAAGCCCUAUAGGCCACAAAUUCCUUUUCCAAGAAGACAUGAGAAGAAACCUCUGGAUGAAAAGAAGUAUGGUCGGUACAAAGAAGCUAUAAGUGAGUUCAUCGCUGACAUUCCCUUUACAGAGGCAGUAAAGCACAUCUCUUUGUUUAAGAAGGUUUACAAUGAUGUUGUGGUUGAAGAAAAGGAUUUGGUGGAAGUUAAAGCGUUUUUGGCUCGAGAGAAGAACAUUCAUGCUCCAUAUUUGAAAAGGCUACCCAAGUUAGAAGAUCCAGGAAGAUUUGUUGUUCCAUGCUCCAUCCUAGGAGUGAACUUUGAGAAUUCCCUUUGUGAUAUUGGAUCUAGUGUGAACGUGAUGUCUAAGGCUAUUGCAGAGAGGUUGGGGAUUGAUGAUAUGAAGGCCUCUAAGGUCACUCUCACGUUUACAAAUGCUGUCACCACGACUCCACAAGGCUUCAUUAACAAUUUAGAUGUUCGAGUUGGGAAUUGCUUGGUUGCUACAAAUUUUCAUGUUGUGGAAAUGAGUGAGGGUUCUGUUAUGCCUUUGAUUCUUGGGAGACCUUUCCUAGCAACAAUGGGAGCAGUUGUUGACUUGCCUAAUAAGAGGAUAACUUUCUCUAACAUUGAUGAUAAGGUCUUUUACAACAUGGCUCUUGUCUAG